This is a messenger RNA of Rhincodon typus (whale shark), 878 nucleotides long. RefSeq names its product Ig heavy chain Mem5-like. NCBI's taxonomy places the organism in Eukaryota, Metazoa, Chordata, Chondrichthyes, Orectolobiformes, Rhincodontidae. The coding region runs from base 39 to 878 and encodes 279 amino acids. The transcript is spliced from 3 exons. The record is from RefSeq and is a predicted model, not a curated record.
AGGGGGGAGCGGAGGGAAAAUUAUCCACAUCCCGAAAAAUGACCAAGGAAACCCUCUUCCUGAUGCUCCUUGUCCAACUGUUGGCUCUUUAUGUUACAGAUUCCCAGCUCGCUGUGUCUCAGGGACCCCUCGCCAAGACGGCAAAAGUCGGAGAGACCGUCGAAUUGGAGUGCCAUCACAGCUAUGCAGUCGAGUUGGUUAGCAGCUAUUUCUGGUACAAACAGACUGUAGGUGACGUCCCGGUGGUAAUCAACAUCACCAACUGUGAAGGGUCCGGUUGUAAAUUUAUUUCAAAAAAAGGUCGUAGCGAGCGCCUGCUGGUACUGGAAAUUCGCAACGUCCAGGUGGAUGACUCUGGGACCUACUACUGUGCUGAUAGGGAUGGCUAUGCUCCACUCCGAAAUGGACCAAAACUGCUUGUUGGAGACAGUUCCACCAACAAGACGUCUGUCUUAGUCUUCGUCCCGCUGUCUGUGCCUGCCCAGAAUAGCACCGUCCCCUUGGUGUGUCUCGUCAGCGGCGUCUCUUCCAACCAGAUUGUCAUUUUCUGGAAUAUUUCCGGUGAGGUCACCGAGGGGGCGAGCGAUGUCGGGAAGAAGGAGCCGGACGGCACCUGGAACAUCACGAGUCAGGUCACAGUGACGAGUGAACAGUGGACAAGCGGUGCCCUCUGUUCUUGUGUUGUUCAACUGGGAGAAAAAAUCCAGACAAAGAUUGUGUCCUUCACCGAACAGGCAGUAUCAAGGAAAGGUGAGUUAUCGAGGUGCACGUUCUGUGGGGUUAUAGACCCCCAGUUUCUGAAAACUGGCAGUCCACCAAUGAAAUACCUCCAUCAAGCAAAGGAAUAUAGAUGGGUUUAUGGAUUAGAGUGUGCGUGA